AUGGACGAUGGUUACUGCAACUAUGACAUUGUCGAAGUUCUUGAUGAAGGUUUGGAAUAUAAGGUUUUAGCGUUGGAGCCCGUGUUGUUUUCUAAUGAAGAUGUAGGUAAAACUACAUUCUUUAGAGCAGCUGAGAGUAGGCAUCCUGACUGCGACGAUGAGGAUAGGUCAGAGGUGAUAUUUUCGAUCCCAAAGUCAAAAAUGCUCAGAUUCUCCCAUCAGAUUCCUGCUUCCCGAGUAACCAAGGAGAUAGGCGGAGAUACGAGUGAGCUUUUCGAACUUGAUUCUAGAGAAUUACCUUAA
Messenger RNA from Arabis nemorensis, 303 nucleotides. NCBI's taxonomy places the organism in Eukaryota, Viridiplantae, Streptophyta, Magnoliopsida, Brassicales, Brassicaceae. The record is from the annotation of a GenBank genome assembly.